CAGCCCCGUACUACUAUCCCCGCUACCGCUAGCCGCCGCGCUGCUCAUCUGGUGGCGGCUCGCCUCCCUCCCCCCAUCCGCCGCCGCCGGCUCCUCCUCUAGCUCCCUCCUUACCCCGAGCUUUAAGCUCGUGCUACCUGCCUACCUAUCCGUAGGGAGAGAGAGAGAGAGGGGAGAAGGUUCGGUCGGUCGGUCGGGGGCUCUCGGAUCUCGCCGCUGCCUCCCCGUUUCUUCGUUGGGAUCUCGCUCGCUUCGCGCCAUGGCCGCCGUCGCGACGCCACCGGCCCCCGCGCCCGCCGCGCCGGCACCGGCACCGGCACCGGCUGCUGCUCCGGCUCCCGUCACCGUCGCCCCUGCCGCGGACCAAACCACGGAUCUGCUGCAGAAGUUGUCGCUGGAUUCGCAGCCCAAGGCGGCGGGUGCGACAGAGCCUGCUGCUGCUGCCGCCAAGGAGGGUGCUGUGACAAGCCAGCCGCUGAGUGUGGCCAUCCCGCCGGAGCGGUCUAUCACGCCGGUGCUUCAGGACUUUAUGGAUCCCAACCUGUUCUAUCUACCAGCGUAUUACUAUGGAGGCUACGACAGUUCCAUGAGCGAGUGGGAUGAUUAUCCAAGAUAUCUAAAUUCAGAUGGAGUGGAGAUUGCCCCAGCAGUGUAUGGAGAUAUUUAUGGAUAUGGGUAUGCUCCUUACGGGGCAUACUCUCCGGCCACUUCCCCAGUUCCAACGGUUGAUGGUCAGAUGUUUGGCGCACAGCAUUACCAGUAUCCAACCACGUAUUUUCAGCCUCCUACACCAAUUCCUUCUACCACUCAAAGCAACCUCCAGUCUUCCAACAAUCCUGAAAAGCCAGCAGCUAAAGCAGAUCCUGCCAAGGCAACCGCUAAUGGUGUUCCAAAUGGUACUGGUCACACUCACAGUUACAGUGGAACUGUACCAAGCCAACAAAGUUCAGCACUGACGCCUGAUGGAACUUAUAGGGCGCCCUUGCUAGGUGGAGUUCCUUCUGCUGGUUACCUAGACACGACAUAUUAUGGGUAUGACAGCACAGGGGCACAAUUUGCAUGGUAUGAUGGCUCUGCUUAUGCAAAUGGACAGCAAAGAACAACCACAACUAAUCGUUUUCCAUCCUCGUCAUUCAGUGGUAAUGGUUCAUCUGCAAUAUAUCAGAACAAGAGCUCCACCACGCAGCAGAUGGGUAUGCAGAAUAGAAGACCUACAACUACAUCAGCAGCUCCUACCUAUCCCAAUAGGAUGUACCCUAGCCCCCGACCGUACACCCAGUAUGGGAAUUCAGUAAAAACUGGUCUUCCCUACGGGAGUAACGGUUAUGAUUCCAGGAUAUAUGGUCGAUGUGGUCUUGGUAAUGGUAUGGAUAACAGGUACAGGCCCAGGGCAUGUAGUGGAUACUAUGGUUAUGGCAAUGAGAGUCAGGAUGGAACAAUUGAGUUAAACAGAGGUCCUAGAUCUGGCCGGUUCAAGAACCAGAAAUUGUACGGUCAUACUGUCACUAUUGCUGUGAAAGGGCAGUCUCUCCCUUCUAGUGAAAGCAAGAAUGAUAGUGCUGUGCCUGAUAGAGCAAAGUACAAUAGAGAUGACUUCCCUGUUCAGUACGAUGCUGCAAAGUUCUUUGUCAUUAAAUCGUACAGCGAGGAUGACAUCCACAAGAGCGUAAAAUACAAUGUGUGGGCAAGCACAACCAACGGAAACAAGAAGCUUGAUGCUGCUUACCAAGAAGCUCAGUCAAAGGGAUCUGCAUGCCCUAUAUUCUUGUUCUUCUCAGUGAAUACAAGUGGGCAGUUUGUUGGUGUUGCUGAAAUGACUGGCGCCGUUGAUUUUGAGAAAACCCUAGAGUAUUGGCAACAGGACAAGUGGAACGGCUCCUUCUCUGUUAAGUGGCACAUUGUGAAGGACGUGCCCAACAAUAUUCUCAAGCACAUCAUCCUGGAGAACAAUGAGAACAAGCCUGUCACAAACAGCCGCGACACUCAGGAGAUACGCCUCGAACAAGGCCUUCAGAUGCUCAAGAUAUUCAAGGAUCAUGUCAGCAAGACUUCCAUCCUCGACGACUUUGCCUUCUACGAGAGCCGCCAGAAGUUGAUGCAGGAUAAGAGGUCGAAACAGCAGCAGCUCCAAAAGCAGGUCUGGGACACUAGGACCCCCGUUUCUGUCACCGGUGAGCGACCGCAGGAACCUGCUAAUGGGAAGCCCAAUCCGUCCGUACCAGAUGGUGUCACGGCAGAGGUGAAGGCGGUGAAGGCUCCCGCAGAGAACGGCAUCACUGCUCCUGUUGUUUCCUAUGCAGCAAAGGUGGCCCAGACAGCACCAGAGAAACCCGUCCUCUCCAACGGAGUCGCCAAGACCGGUUAACUCGAUCGUGCAACCAGAGCUCCAUAGCCAGGAUGCGGUGCAAGGGAACUGGUGACCAACCAAGGCAGGCUGUGGAACUGGCAGCAUGGCCCCAUAAGCGUUGCUCGAUCUCCUCAUCGCUACUGGAUGGAGAGCAGUUGGCUAGUUGUUAGCGGUUUCCCUAGUUUCUCUUCCUCUUGUGUUCCCCGUUUCAGUUUGCUUAUAGCCCCGAAGACUCUUUUCUCCCGUAGUGUCGGAAUGCCAGGGUCUGUCCCUGUGGGUGUGUUGCGUAACUGGGAUCCGAGUAUACCCUGCUGUGUUCGUCGUUACAUUGAAUGGAUCUGAAUGAAAGUGGGUUAGAUUGGAGCUUUUCUUCC
Zea mays is the source of this 2721-nucleotide messenger RNA. Its product is annotated as evolutionarily conserved C-terminal region 2. Gene Ontology annotation, biological process: mRNA destabilization. NCBI's taxonomy places the organism in Eukaryota, Viridiplantae, Streptophyta, Magnoliopsida, Poales, Poaceae. The transcript has 9 exons. The coding region runs from base 260 to 2365 and encodes 701 amino acids. The record is from RefSeq and is marked validated. Gene Ontology annotation, molecular function: mRNA binding. Gene Ontology annotation, cellular component: cytoplasm.